UUGGAAUCUGUGAGUGGGAUGAUGUGUAGGCGAGUCUUAAAACAAAAUACACGAAUGAUUCAUUCAUUUCACUUCUCUCACAGCAAUCGGAUGCGUGCCUGUGUUCUUCUGCAGCGGAAAUAUAAGCCAAAGGACAACCAUGAUGAUCUUGGCAUUGCUGACACUUCUGCUGAUCACAAAUGGUUCUGCAGAGGAAGAAAUGGUGGAAACUAAAGUGCAUGGCUUCGUUGGACAUGAUGUACUUUUACCAUGUAGCUGUUCCAAUGAGCCUAAACUGGUAUGGCAGAAAGAUGACAGAGUAGUGAGUGUUUAUCCAAAAGACAACCCUAUACACCAGGACUACAUGGACAGGACUGAAAACUUCCUGAGAACGGAGAAAACAAACUGCUCCCUUAAGAUCCUCAACAUCUCUUUUGCAGAUGAAGGAGUGUACACCUGUUAUCGUAUAUACAGUCUUAGCGCGAUUGCCCGUUCAACAAAGUCACUAAAAGUUAAUCUAACAGUGUCUGAAAUCGAAUCCAGCCCUGAACAUAAUCUCUUCACUGGGGUCGAAUCUGUCACUGCUGUCUCUAUUAGUGUUCCCAUACUGGCAGUACUACUACUCGCUGUUGUCGUGAUUCUAACCCUACUGAUCAAAAGACGACAUCGGACAAACACGGACCCUGAUUUACCGGCACAGCAACGUAUGAUCGAAAAAGUGUGAUCUUGCUUGAAAGUAUAAUGGACUAAAUUCUAUGUUGUAAUACAAGGUCCUUUACAACAACACAGACAAUAUGAGGCCUUAGCCCCAAAACAAAUGUGUUUGUAUGUGGGCGUUACAGAGUGGUGCGUUCUGCGUCGAGACGAACGUCGCAAUGUGCAGUCUUCAGUUGUAGCACUGUUACUUAAUUACCACUGAAUACAUUAUAAAUACACUGUGAAUAUACUUCCUGUGAGCAUUACGGUUUGUAAGUUGACAAGGAUCUCCUUGUAGGAAUUGUCUUUAUUCAUUCUUUGAAGAACAGAUGUAAGAGGUGGGGGACAUGCAGUUUAUAUUUUGCCUAUUCCUCUUUGAUUUGAGACACUGGUGGUCUCAUUCUUAAAGGCUUUUCAAAUCACUGUAUUUUAUAGCUCAUGUAUAUUGCAAUGAUUUAAGCACACACCAUGUAAGCGUCUUUAUAUUUAGUCUUGUAUGGGUUGUCUUCCACAGCCUGUGCUGAUUUUAAUUUAUGUGGAAGAAAUAUGGCACUCCCUAUGGGAUAUAUUUGCUUUUUUUUACUCUACUAAAUUUCAUUUACUUUUAAAUGAAUUGUGCUUCAAACCUGCCGAGGCAAUAAACCAUCUACAAAUGCG
Messenger RNA from Megalobrama amblycephala (Wuchang bream), 1332 nucleotides. Its product is annotated as nectin-1. The record is from RefSeq and is a predicted model, not a curated record. Bases 140 to 703 code for a protein of 187 amino acids. Gene Ontology annotation, biological process: cellular response to lipopolysaccharide; cell surface receptor signaling pathway; negative regulation of T cell proliferation. The transcript has 5 exons. Gene Ontology annotation, cellular component: external side of plasma membrane. Lineage: Eukaryota; Metazoa; Chordata; Actinopteri; Cypriniformes; Xenocyprididae.